CUUCCUCGCUGCAGACGCCCGAGCGGGACGGCGAGAGGCUGACUGCUCGCUGCGGCGCCGCUUCGCACCCUUCGCCUAUAAAUACCGCGGAGGAAGGACGGUCGCUCCCGGGCCGGUUCCCCGCCGCCGGCCCGAGCUGCCCGAUGGCACCGCCCGGCUGCCGCCGCGCCUGAGCCCCGCCUGAGCCCCGCACUUCGCUCCGCUCCGCUCGGCCGCCCCGCGCCCACCGCCCGCCGCCCCCCGUCCUCGCCCGGUUCUCUCCCCACCCGCGGGCCCCGGACAGACGAGACGAUGCGCUGCGCUCCGCCGGGGCUGCUGCUCGCCCAGCUGCACGCCUGCAUCUUCUGGAGCGGGCUGUGGCCCGCCGGCUGCCAGUCGCCCCCCGCCGCCUGGAGGCAGCGCAUCCAGUGGGAGAACAACGGACAGGUGUACAGCCUGCUCAGCCAGGGCGCUCAGUACCAGCCCCCGCGGCGCCGGCAGGCGGCCGAGCCGGCGAGCAGCCCCGUACUGCUGCUCCGGGGGAACGGCUCUGUGCCGCGGGCCGCCGCCGCCGCCGCCGCCCGGCCCCAGCCCGAGCCCCAGCCCCAAGCCCAGCCUCAGCCCCGGCCCCGGUCCCAGCCCGGCGGCAGCCGGGGCUCGGGCGCCCGGCAUUGGUUCCAGGCCGGCUAUCGGGCGCCCUCCGGCAGCCGCGCCGCCGCCAGCCCCUCGUCGGCGGCCCCGCGGUCCGGAGGUCCCGGCGACGAGAGCGAGCGGAGCGCCGGAGGGCUGCCCGCGCCCAGCGGUCUGCGGCCCGGGCGGGAGGACGUGAUGGUGGGCGACGACCCCUACAGCCCCUACAAGUACACGGACGAUAACCCCUACUACAACUACUACGACACCUACGAGCGGCCGCGCCAGGGCAGCAGGUACCGGCCCGGCUACGGCACCGGCUACUUCCAGUACGGUCUGCCCGACCUCGUCCCGGACCCCUACUACAUCCAGGCGUCCACCUACGUGCAGAGGAUGUCCAUGUACAACCUGCGCUGCGCCGCCGAGGAGAACUGCUUGGCCAGCUCAGCUUAUCGGGCGGAUGUUAGAGACUAUGACAACCGAGUGCUCCUGAGAUUCCCUCAAAGAGUGAAAAACCAAGGAACUUCAGAUUUCCUACCAAGCAGGCCUCGAUAUUCCUGGGAGUGGCACAGCUGUCACCAGCAUUACCACAGCAUGGAUGAGUUCAGCCACUAUGACUUGUUAGACGCCAGCUCGCACAGAAAAGUUGCUGAAGGACACAAAGCAAGUUUCUGCCUUGAAGAUACCUCCUGUGAUUACGGGUAUUACAGACGAUACGCGUGUACAGCGCACACGCAGGGAUUGAGUCCUGGCUGUUACGACACUUACAAUGCUGACAUCGAUUGCCAGUGGAUUGAUAUCACAGAUGUGAAACCUGGAAACUACAUUCUGAAGGUCAGCGUAAACCCCAGCUAUUUGGUACCUGAAUCUGAUUACUCCAACAACAUAGUGCGCUGCGAUAUACGCUAUACUGGCCACCAUGCAUAUGCCUCUGGCUGUACAAUUUCACCAUACUGAGAGAGACAUGAGAAGAUGGACGAGACGGUGCCAAGUGUUUUGAACUGAAGUACCAUUGUAUCAAUUUCCAUAGGACGUAAACAGUAUAGAAGCAAACCUACAGAACAUACACACCUACACCCACACACACCAUGUGAUCCUUUUGAAGCGCGUCGGCUGCUUCUCAGCAAAAUCCGAAGCUGGGUUUUAAGCAUCUGAAUUGGCAUUGUGUUUCUAACCAUUGAAAUGAGUGAAUCUGGUGACUCGUGCACAGAUACUCCAAAUUUUGAAGUAUUAGUUCAUUUGCAAAGACAAGCAACCCACAGGCAUUUUUCAACUCCUGCUAAUUCGGAGUUCAGGCGAUGAGAGAUAGACUUCAGUCAGAAUAUUACUGGUGAAUGAGUUGAGCAUAUUCUUAAAAAGGUAGCAAAUCUUUCUGUAAAAUGCAAUAGAAAGUGCUAACGCCAGCUGUCUCAGAAAGCACCAGAAUGAAAAACUGCUUGAGAGUGACCCCACUGUAACCAUUCAGACAAAACUUGCUGGGACGUGUUGAUACGAAUGAGAGAAGUACGUUCAGUUUUCAAGGGAUAUUAACAUAUAGCAGAGAAAUGCAUAUAUCUAUAUCUAUCUAUCAGUUACCCCCCUGCAAGAAAAGCUGUGUUUACACUUUUAAUACGUUAGAAGUUCUACCGUUUCCUUAAGUCCAAAGUGGAUGGGGUUUUGAAAGAAACCUUCCGUCCAUAGGAACAAAUUAAAGAACUUAUCCACCUUUCUACGUUGAAGAGAUCUUUCAAGGUGGGGCUCUUUAAAAGACUUCUGCACACGUAACGUGGAUAGAAAUGAUUACCUGCCAAGGAGAGGGCUCGCAGAGAUGGUGAAGAGUCCCUGGUGCAGUCAUCUGUGAGAAACAGUCCAUUUGAACAGGUUAGCCAUCAGAACAGCGCAGGCAGUUAACUCGGAUGGCACCACGAAAGAAAAGCAGGUCAGAAUCUCUAACGUGGUAUUUCCGUUGUGAGAAAGCCUAAUGCCUACUUCCCCCUUAAGUACUGCAUUUGGCUGUUAAAACUUGGAUCUAUAUCUCAGAAUUCGACCGGCGGAAUUGGGAAUACAGGGGGAGAACAGAAGCAAAUACACUAAGCAUCCUAACUUAGGCUGUUCAGGACCCAAACAUUGCUAAGGGGAAAAACUUCCAGCCCACAUCAAAUUUUUUUUUCACUGAACUUCUUACUGGUGCUGGGUACACCACCCCUCCUCCCAUCCCCAAAUUAUCUUGCUUUUGCAGUGCACCCUGCUGUAAGCUACAGUAGCUGUGAUUUUUGUCUUUAAACUGUGAAAUAACAUAUCACAAGGGGAUCUCGUGCUUUCUUUCGGAAGAUUUCAGAUCAUGUAAAAUGAAGGACCUACUUUUGAGACCAUGACCAUUUUUAAAACCAUGGUGUUGGUUAUGUUUAAGCAGGAGUUCCAUAGUGCCUAACGAAACGUGAAACCUCAGUACCACACACAUAUAUAUAGAUAUAUAGAUACAUAGAUACAAUAUGUGUGCUAUUCAGUAUAGUUGAAGAAAGGGAAAAAAACCUGAGGAAUACGCAAGGUUUUUGAUCACUGCUGAGAAUACUUCAGGCAGUGUUUGGAAGUGUUUUAUGAAAUAGAACCCUAUGAACUCUGUUUGCAAGUUCUAUCAGUUGUGAUAACCGUUACGGAUCAACGUGUUCUUUACUGCAUAUAUUUAUUUCAGGACUGUAAAGUACUUCCACCUUAAUCAUGACUAGGUUAUGCUUGUAGAGCUAGUUGGUAUGCUGAAAAAGCACCUAAGAACCAACAGCCCCCUUCUCACUGCCCAGUGUUUGAAGCGUGUCCUGAAUGCAGUUUAGACUGCAGGUCCUUUCUUUGUUUGCUCAGAGAUCCAUUUUAGCAAUCAGUUACCACUGUGGGCCCCAAAGAGGAGCAAAAUUUGGAGACCAGCUUUCUUAGGAGGCCAUUUAUUGCAUGCAUCUGCAAAGCGAGGGCCUGGUUCAAGUUUAGGCUUCUGAAAUCUCAGCUCAAAGAGUCUUUAAGGUUUGGGGGAUGCAAACGCAUUCACCUUUCUAGAAACUUAGGUCAGAAUUGGGGUGAAAGUCCUGGCAGCAGCUUGUGCAAUAGAAACACAAGCUACUACUGUAAUGGAAGCUAAGCUGUGGCGGGCACAGACUGCUUCCUGGUAAGAGGUGGUGUGCUCUUACUUCAUGGUGCUUGACACUGAACGUGGGAUAAGAGAGUGCUAACUGGACACAGAGCAGCUGAGGAGUUUCUCCCUCAGUUUUCAAGGCAGUACCCUGCUUGCGUAUCUAUAUCCAAACUACUUGCAGAACUCCACUGAGAUCAGCAAGAAGCCAGAGGAGCUUAAGCAUCCUGUUGUAGGUGGAGCAUGUUGUAGUACUGGACUUGGACCUUUCAGUGGGAAUGGCCUGGUUCGGAAAGGUGCUGAACGCCAUAACUGAGUAUUGGGGAUAUUGUGGUUACAGAGAUGUAGCUCUUUUCCGUAGCAAAACGUUGUAUUUGUUUUAAAGUGUAAGUUAAGGAACAUGACAGUGAUGUACAACAGCACAAACGUUGCCUAAGAUAACACGAGCGAUCUAUCCAGAAAAGCAAGGAGAUUUUAGGAUUAAAAAAAAAAAAAGAAGAAGAAAUGUGACUUUAACUUACCCUAUUUAACUAUAGUUAAUCACAAUGCAGUAGAAGAGUUGAUCAUAUAGCAAGUGUAGAAGCAUUUCUAAAUAGGGGAGUGCCAGCCAGUAUCUUCAGUAUCUUGGCUUUGCAGUUUUGACCCAGGUAUCUUAACUAUUUUCAUACUGGAAUAUAUUUAAGAAAUUACAUGCAUUUUUUUUGUUUGUUUGUUUGUUUGUUUUUGUUGAAAACCAUUUAUAUAUAUAUAUAUAUAUAUAAAAAAAAAAACAGUUUUGAUAACAUCUUAUGAAGCAAAUUCUGUCUUGGAACCCUUCCUGCCAGGCGUUUGAAUGGGAGUCAGCGGGAGCAGUAUCAGACGAGUUGCAGUACAAAAUCACUGCCGUGUGGUCUGAGAUCCUCUUUGAAAUGUGAGGACAUGAAGUACAUGUGCGAAGCAGUCGCCUCCCACAUUUCAGGCCUUCAGAUAAAAGCUGCUCAUAAGGGACACGCUGUGUAUCAGGCUCCCUACAGAAGGGGUUCGUUAAGUGGUUUUUUUUUUUUUAAUCCUGAAAUAUAUUUAGUAUUUGAAUACUUCUAGACAAAAACAUGACGAAAAUGACAGAUCGGUCACCAUCUGAACCAGCAUAUUGCGUAGAUGUUUUUUUUUUUUGUGUUGGUGAAAGCCUACUCGUUUUCUCUCUGCUCCAAAGUUUACUGUGCAGCGUUGAAUGGGUGCAAACACCAAACGUACCUUAGUCAUUUAUGUGUUGUUUGUACUGUACUCAUUCAAACCAGCAGGGUGAAUUUCACACCAGACAACCAAAGGUGGUUUAUCCUGUGUCUCACAUUUAUGCUGACAUGGCAUUUUUCAUUUUCUCCAAAUCCUAGAAGGUGCUGAAAGGUUUUAACUUGAAUUAAAACCGAUGAGUAUGUUACGGGGAGGUUUCUAUUAUGCAACUAACUGCUACAGAUUCAGUGAAAUGCCACUUGUUUUUGCAGCUUUUUUUGAAGUUUUCAUUAUUUCCUUCACUUUUCUUCCAACAGUCUUGACUUCAGCAAAACUUUGCAUCUUUAUCUGAUGAGUUCUUAUUUAUAAUAUUCAGACACUAGCUUUGUAUUCUUUAUUGCACUUUCAUAUUCUUGUGUUACAUGCCCGUAUUAUGGUUGCAAGUUUAUGUGAAAAUGACUUGAAUAAAACUUUUCAAGCGUU
Molecule: messenger RNA, 5398 nt
Organism: Gallus gallus (chicken)
Lineage: Eukaryota; Metazoa; Chordata; Aves; Galliformes; Phasianidae
Gene: LOX
Product: lysyl oxidase
Exons: 7
Coding region: 292-1566 (424 amino acids)
Biological process (GO): peptidyl-lysine oxidation
Molecular function (GO): copper ion binding; protein-lysine 6-oxidase activity
Source: RefSeq, marked validated